UGCAGCACAGUCGGCAAAGAGGAGCUGUAUGGAUGACGGACCCCUUUCACAUAACAACAAAUAUGGCGACCCCCAGUUAAUUUAAGUGGAAUUCAUUUAAUCCUUCCUGGUCGUCUUUUGUGCAAUAGUAUCAAUGAUUAAAUACACGAGCAACAACAGUACUUAUUUCGUUGACACUGAAAAUAAGAACGUAGAUCUUUGUAUUAUUAUUAUUAUUAUUAUUAUUAUUAUUAUUAUUAUUAUUAUUAUUGUUACCUUACCGACAAAAAAAUAAAUGAUCAAAUUUUACUUGCAGUACUUAAGCCAUCAAUGCUGCAAUUUUACUUAAAAUACAGUUGCGGUUUUUAAAGAAUUUUGUAUAAUAACCAAUGUUGUCUAUAUGUUAUUACGAAAAAUCAAGAAAGAGAAUGUGGACCUACUGAGGACAGUAGGUCAAUCGUCAUCAUUCAACAAAUAAUAAGCAGCUUGUCCAGUUUUAGCCAGGAAUAUUCAGAGGGUCUGUUUUGCCAGAAGGAAUCAGAAAUCAUGGUGCUGAAGAUCUUCUUCCCCCAGUGUUGCAACGCGGCAGAUAGCGGUCUCCUGAUCGGCCGGUGGCUUCCAGGACAUAACUCUGCCGUUGUGCUGGCUGUGAUCCACUUCCCCUUCAUCCCUGGCCAGGUAAAGCAGUAUCUGAACCAGCUCCAGAGUCUAACCCAGGUGGACCUGACUGUUCUGGGCUCCUGGUGCAAGCCUUCGGAGGACCAGGAGAGAGUACAGAGUUUUCUGAAGGAUCUGAGCACCAUUUUCCCACAUGAACGCUGGCUCCAGCUGAGCAGUGAGAAAGGAAAGAAGCGCUUCAGCUGUCUAGUGAACUCCCGAGGCAGCAAGGUGUUCGAGUCUGGUGAUAAGGAGGACAAGGGUGAUCAGGUGAUCUGUAUCCACUAUGAUCAGUGCAAGGUCAUGCUGUCCCAGCUGCACCCGGCCCAGGGAGGGAUUCUCAACCCCCAGACAGAGCUGUCCGAACUCAGGCUGGUCUUCCAGACUGUAUCCCAGAGCCAGGCGCUCUUCUACAUAGACAAGUACGACGAAGGGCCAUUCAAGCUCACCCACUGGCAGUCAGAGGGCAGAGAGGGCAGUAUUCUAGUGGAGCUUUCCAAGCAAGCCUCUGUGCCAGUGUGUCUAGUACUCGCAUGGCUGCUGUCCAUCUGGUAUUGGGUGUGCAAAAGCAGGAUCCUGAACCUGUGGCCAAUGCGUUUUGUGUCCAGCAAAUUGUCUUCCUGCAUCCAACUGAGUCAUCGGGCAGAGCACCUGCAGACGAUCAGUGUCCCCAGGAAGGCAGAGGACCACACAGAGUUCAUGAGAAAGGCAAAUAUCUUUGUUUCGUUCCUGGUCGAUGUGGCUCUGGGGCUCCUACUCGUCUCCUGGCUCUACAGAGAGAAUCGAAUCGGGCAGCUUGCCGAAACUCUGGUUCCUGUUGCUGAUCACAUCGCAGAGGAGCUUCAGGAGCUGCUAAAGUGGUUGAUGGGAGCACCGGCUGGGCUGAAGAUGAAUCGGGCUUUGGACCAGGUGCUGGGAAGAUUCUUCCUGUACCACAUCCAUCUGUGGAUUAGUUAUAUUCACCUACUCUCCCCAUUCAUUGGGAUGAUCCUGUGGUACGUGGGCCUCUCUGCCUGCCUGGGGCUGACCUUUGCACUCUCUGUCCUCUCUGAUAUUGUUGCCUUGCUGACAUUCCACAUUUACUGCUUCUACGUCUAUGGAGCCAGACUCUACUGUCUAAAGAUCUAUGGGCUGUCCUCUCUGUGGCGGCUGUUUCGUGGAAAGAAAUGGAAUGUACUGAGGCAACGUGUGGACUCCUGUUCUUAUGACCUGGACCAGCUGUUCAUUGGGACUCUACUGUUCACCAUUCUCCUGUUCCUAUUGCCAACCACAGCGCUCUAUUACCUGGUCUUCACUCUGCUCCGCCUGCUGGUGGUGUUGUUCCAGGGUCUGCUUCACCUCUGUGUGGAUUUUAUAAACUCAUUCCCUCUCUUCGCUAUGGGGCUCAGGAUCUGCAGAUCCUAUAGACUGGCAGCUGGAGUGAAGUUUCGUGUGUUGGAACAAGAGUCAGAGAGGCCACUUCACUUACUUAUGGAGAUUAAUCCCUUGACGUACAGCGCAGUGCUGCAGUGGUACAGGACACUGACAUACAGCUGCUACCCAAAGGACUCUUGGGGGGCGCUGUGCAAGAAACUGUUCAUCGGGGAACUCAUUUACCCCUGGAAACACAAGAACAUUAAAACAGACUGAUCUUCUCUUCUAUAGAACAAAAACUGUCCAGGCCUGAGGCUGUGGAGAUGAGGAAAUUAAGCUAGUAGCGCUUUUAUAUAGUUUUACAAAGGGACAGGAUAGUCACCUGAAUAAGAAAUAUAUUUUAGGGAGCAAUGCAAUUAGCAUUUUUUUUUUUUACAGCUAUAAGAGAACCGAAAACAAAAUAUCACGAUUGAUUUUAAUUGUGAAAUUAUGGAUUCAUUUAUUGUAACUUUAAUUUCUAUAUGUUUCUGUUGAUUACUUUAUAGUGAUGAUUCAAGAUCUUUGACCCUGUCUAGAGAGACCAGAUCUCUUUUAUAUACCAGUGUAGCAAAGUUUCCUUAAAAUAAAAAAUAAUUAAAAAUGUCACAUUACAUGGCUUCAGCAAUAACAACCAGACUUUUUUUGCACUGAUAUUGAAGUUUAUUAUUUCCCCUUUUGUAUGUAUUAGAUUAUUACAGCAGUGAUAGAAGUUUCUGUUGAAAAGUUAUGGGUGUGUUCCAAAAAAUCGAAUUCCUCACUAGCAGUGAAAACAUGUUGUUUUCUAGUAACAUUCUGAAUACAAAUAUUCUUUUUAAAAUAA
Acipenser ruthenus (sterlet) is the source of this 2848-nucleotide messenger RNA. Its product is annotated as phosphatidylinositol N-acetylglucosaminyltransferase subunit Q-like. Lineage: Eukaryota; Metazoa; Chordata; Actinopteri; Acipenseriformes; Acipenseridae. Bases 526 to 2265 code for a protein of 579 amino acids. Gene Ontology annotation, cellular component: membrane; endoplasmic reticulum. Gene Ontology annotation, biological process: GPI anchor biosynthetic process. The transcript has 11 exons. The record is from RefSeq and is a predicted model, not a curated record.